Drosophila obscura is the source of this 1376-nucleotide messenger RNA. RefSeq lists its product as uncharacterized. The coding region runs from base 86 to 1351 and encodes 421 amino acids. Lineage: Eukaryota; Metazoa; Arthropoda; Insecta; Diptera; Drosophilidae. The record is from RefSeq and is a predicted model, not a curated record. The transcript is spliced from 3 exons.
GUGAGUUUUUGAAUGCUUAAACAUCAUUUUUCUUCGGAUAAAUCACACAUAAAUCUGAAAGAAAGAGAUCAACAGCAAUGUGGCCAUGUGGAAUAAAGUGGAAUAUCAGCGACAGCGGAAAAGUCCUACACAUGUGGGCUAUCGAAUUUUCCUACAAUCCACCGCUUGGUUUCUUUAUGGCAUCGCCUGUGGCUGCAAGUUCUUCAAAGCAAAGUGGAAUCCCGUUGAGAGACGCAUCGAGGAACGACAAUAUAAUCGGAUAGUGUACAAACUGAUAACUAUCCUUAAAAUAGUUCCCGUUGCGAGUCAAUAUCUGAUGUAUUUUGUGAUGUUUAUGGCCGUCUACAUACUCUAUUCGCUCGUGGAGAAGAGCAGUGCCCAGAAUUUUUUGAUGGGCCUCUUUGCACAGGGCAUCGAGUGUAAUGUCUUUCGGCGAUUGGUCAUCUUUUUGCAUCUGAAACGGGAUCGCAUAUUCGUGAGGCAGACGGUGAAUGAGAUCCUACAGAUCUCGGAGGAGAUUGAGCUAAAGUUUGGGCUCAUCUAUCACUGCGAUGUGAGCCUUUUGGGUCUGUAUUUCUUUAAGCUGUUCCUGCUCUACGUGUACGUGAGUUCGUACUGGCACAAGACGUACUUUCUGCUCAUCAAUCUGCUCUAUUGGAUGCUACUCGAGUACUGCUUCAUGGGUUGGUUCCUCUACCAGCAGCUGCUCCUCAAUUGGUAUCAAAAUAUCACCACAUUCCUGCAGCGUUUCAUCGAUGAUCAUAGGGAUAGGGAGAGAAUUAUGGGUCGCUAUCAUCGCCGUCUGUUCUGGCUCUUUGAGCUCCAUUUGCGUAUCAAUAAUCUGCAUAGGAGCAUCAACGAUAGCCUCUCGUGGCUGUCCACCUCCAUCUAUCUGAUGAUCUUUGUGUGCAGCUUCAGAUUGGAGCUGAUCAUCGAGUGCAUCAUGUUCGGGGAGGAUGAGCUGGAGAAUAAGCUCUACAUCAUUGCCGAUGGGUGUCUGGGUCCCGUACUCAUUCCCCUUCUGUAUGUCCUGCUAAUAGGACUCUGCACAGAUCGUUUGCGCGAUGCUGAGCUCAUGCUGCAGCAGCAGAUUGUCAUCAUUCAUGGGCUGUACAUCAGGAAAGCCCCCACCCGCACUCAAGCCAUAAAGGUCCUCUACAAUGAGCACACCUCAUUGAUCAUCCAUCAGAAGUUGGAACCACUGCAGAAUUUAAUUAUUUUGGGCACCACCUGUGAUCGGGAGUUUGCCUUUGAUUAUCUAUUCACAGCCAUACUCACAGCGUUGUCUCUUGUCCAAUAUUCCCUAUCGUGCGGGGAUUAUCCCAUUAAUGAGUGUGCAACGCAUAAGUAGCCAGAAAUUAACAAUAAAUAUUCAA